CCCCCCCCCCCCCAUCCUUCAUUUAUUCAUUAGGCACACCAACACUUUAAGAUGAUUCACUCCCUCUUUCUUUGGCACUGCAGUGCUCUUCUUGCGCUGUCACGCGGUGCAUUAACUCAGUCACCCAGAAACCCCUUUGGGAGCUUACCGGGCGCUUCAUCAAACCAAACGAGUUUGGCAAACGCAGAUGCCCAUGCAGGUGUAUCUGAUGCGUUCAACGUAGCUUUACAUGAUCCAACAGUAGCACUAAACACACCCGGGACGGACAUUGGCAUAAACUGUCCCGCGGCAGUACGAUGGAAUGAGCAAUACGCAAGAAAUCUAACGAUUCAAGGACCAACAGACGAUGAAAAAGAACAAGCUUGGAUUGUCUCUUAUAUGGCCCGUCAUCCGGACCAAACACUUUGGGAAUUAUUUACUACAAGCCUUGAUGAAGACGUACAGAAAUGGGUUCACGGCCCAAGUCCAGUAGAGAAAGCGGCUGACGGCGUUGUUCACUUUACGGUCGAGGUGAUCGAAGAAUUUAUCACGAUGAUUUGGGCCGCCUUCAAGUGGAUUGUGAAGUUUCCUUUUGAAUACAAAAAGGAAUGGCAGCAAGUCAAAAACCUGGGCGACGAGUUGUGGGAUGGUACCAAGAUAGCCGCGCAUUUGUUUUCCGAAAGCCCAAUAAAUGGACUCAAAACGAUCACCGGUGGAUUAUUUUUGCAUCUUCUGUUGCACCCGGAGGAAUUUACAGCAGAAUCUAUCCUAUUAGUUGGUGCUGGAUUCAAAGUGAUUCAUUGGCUGAUUCAUGGAGUUGAGGCGAUUGCUGGUACAUUACCACCGAUCGUAGGCAAAGCAUUAAUGAGUGUUUUAUGGUUUAUCCAUUCGUUGGACGAUCCGCUUUUGAUCCUCACGCCGAUUUUCACGAGCACCGCACAAGCGCUCCAAGCAGGGCCAGGAAGUCUGUUACUCGAUGGAGCGAGUGAAGAAGACGGUGGAUUUACGUCUGACGAUGGUGGUAAAUUAGUCACCUUACCUGCCGCAACAGUAUUGCCAUCCUCCAAGCAAUGUCCACUCCUACCACCGGAUUUCGGCGCACCUCCCUUAACCUAUGGCAACUUAUGUCUGAGCCCCGAGCCAGCUCGAGUCAGAGAAAUCAUCUUUGGCACUGCAAAACCAUCGAACGAACUGACUCGUGAAGAACGACUGGAAGCCUUCGGCCAUGUCCAAAAGUUCUGGUGUUGCUAUGGUGACAACGGAAAGAAUUCGAUCCCCAUUCCCGAGGCUAUUCUAGAGGAUGUUCCUGGUAGAGAACAGUGGGAAGGUAAAACAUUUUGGAAGUCUGUCGACAUUGAUUGCCAGAAAAUUUUCGACGAAAGCCCCAGACCUUCCAGCGGAAGAUUAACAAUUGCAUUGUAAAAUAUUAUUAACUACUUUCACUUACAAAAUAUCGACUUUCUUUCACAGUCAUUGCUCUCAGUGAAUUUCCCGAAUUUUUCCCGAGGUGCAGUGCAUAUCAGCAUUUUCUUUCUACACUUAACCGCUUUUUUCAUACAACUAGACGGUCAAUCUUCAGUGAACUCCUCCCCAUUCAUUGAGAUUAAUUACUUGAGUGUUUCUCAAACUAAACAAUUUGUCAGAUCUAUUGCUACCUUUUUCGAAUUCUCAUUCAAGAGAGUUCUCCUCUCCUCUCCUCUCCUCACAUUUUCUAUUCUCUCAGAAAUGUUAGUUCUUCUUUUCUUCUGUCACUCAUCUGUUUCUCUCAGUUGUUAAAUUACUUUUUUAGCUUGCACCUUUUUCUUUCUAACACAUAUUAGUUGAAAGAGUGACAAAAUUAUUAGUCCUAACCACCCUGAUACCAAGAGCACACUUCAGCCUACAAUUCAAACUUAUUCAAAAUCUGAGAAGCUUUUUGUUAGUCUUGACUGUUAGGUACCCUUCAGAGUAACAUGGCACAAUGUUCAUCUUAUUGGGCACCCUCAUACAAUUCAAAAUUGGUUAUGAAAACCCAUUGUCAAGUUGGAUGUGACUUGCAAAAGCAAUGCAGUGCCAUGAGUGA
Molecule: messenger RNA, 2041 nt
Organism: Puccinia graminis f. sp. tritici CRL 75-36-700-3
Lineage: Eukaryota; Fungi; Basidiomycota; Pucciniomycetes; Pucciniales; Pucciniaceae
Exons: 5
Coding region: 52-1401 (449 amino acids)
Source: RefSeq, a predicted model, not a curated record